CUUGGUAGUGAAUGGUGUGAGUCCCUUUAUCCAUGAACUGACUGUCUUACUUCUACUUCUUCUGAUGGUCCUGGCUUGAGUCUAGUACUCGUAUUGAGAGAGAUAGGGAACGUCUUAGAAGACCAGUUGACCUCGUAAGCUGCUAUAUGAUCUAGGAAAUCCUCUACCGACGAUCGGGGUUGUUUGUUGCUAUAGAGGUCUGGAGAGUUGCAUUGGUUUGAUUCAGGUUUGCUUGGGGACAAGCAAACAGUUAAGUGUGGGGGAAUUUGAUGACUCGAUAUUUGCACAUGUUUUCCCCUUUGUUUCUUGAUCGUUUAAGCUUGCAUUAUCGCUUCUUUGGCCUAUUUUACGCUAGGUUGUGUUCCUUUGUCACAUUUCAGGCCCUAGCACAUAAAGUGAAGCGUAGGCGCAAGUUUCAAGUCAAUCGGAGAUCAAUUGGCGAUUAGGGAGAAGAAACACGAGCAUGACCUGAAGAAGAAUGGAUUUCUACCUCACUUUAUGGACAAAGAAUCAUGAAAGUUUGUUAUGAAAAGAAAGAGGACGAGACUACGAGCGUCUGGGUUCAAACGGCGACUGAUUCGGAGUCCGGACGAGGGAGAAACGAAGCUUUGAACAGGGGUGGAGGAAGAAUUACGGGCAGGAGAAUUACGACCGUAAUUUGCCCUCCCAUGCCCGUAAUUUCACUGCCGAGAGGAGCUUUGGGUGCGCUGAAACUUAACCAAAACGCGUGUUUUGGGCAAAAUACGGGCAUGGAAGAAUUACGACCGUAAUUCAGCCCGUAAUUCGCCCAGAAUCGGGUUUUUGAGGCAGAUUAGAGCCAAAGGAAAGGGAGAGCUGGGUUUUGGAUCCCAAACACCCAAGGGACGAACCCUAGAGAGAGAGAGCGACUUGGGAACAUUCUUGGAGCUAUUUUGGAGGAUUUCUUCGCCAUUGGAGCUCGGAAAUCAAGCUUGGAGAUGGAGAUUGAAGAUCUAGAUCAGAUUUCUGCAGUCUCUCUCUUCUCUAUGGAGUAACUUCCUUUCACUUAGGUUUUGAGGAACCUUAGUUCCAUGAGUUAGGAUCUUUCUUGUAUGAAGUUUUGGAUGCUAUAUUGUUUGAUUAUAAUCGAAUGAUGCAUGUUUAUUGAGUCAAUUGAAGUCUGAUCAACUUUUCUUGAUUCCUGCUGCAAUAUGAGAUAGAUAGAAUCUGAUUAGGUUGCUAGAGUCUCAUCAUUCGGUAGUAGGAGAUUGGCUAUACGAGAGUUAGCCAGUUUACUGCUUUGUACUGGAAUCCAAUUCCAGUAGUGGAGUUCUGUGCUUAUUGCUUCAGCUUUCUAUCCCGGUGAAGACUAGUCGUCUGCCGGAUAGUUAGACUGAGAGGGCUUGGUCAGCUUAAGAGAUUCCGAGCUACUGUCGGGUCUUCCGCAGUUUAAUCAACAGUAAAUCAACCAAAAGGAAUUACAACUUGGACCUAAUUGAGGAGCUAGGGGGAAUCAUACCUAAGUGAGUUCCCAAACUGUAAUUAGUAGUUUUACUUAGUUUAGUUAAUCAAUCCUUAAUCUAGUUUGCUAGAUAAUGAACUGAAGCUGAGUAAUAGUAACUCUAGAGACCCGUGGAUUCGAUAUUUAUUACUUGUGCCACUAUAAUGCAGUCCCUUUCAUUUGUUACACUUGGCCAUUGUUAGGUGUUGUGUUCCAGAGCACCAGUAUGCUAAGACGUCCCCUAUCUCUCUCAAUGCGAGUACUAGACUCAAACCAGGAUCAUGAGAAUACAUGGAAGUAAGACAACCAGUUCAUGGAUAAAGGGACUCACACCAUUCACAACCAAGGACUCAUUGUACCGGGGUGCUCUUUCACUUCAUUUCACCGUUGGAACCCCCUUUUCACUUUUAUUUUACUUUACUUUUUUUUGUUUCUUUUCAUUCACUUGGUGGGGGUUCCAACUGCAGUCUUUUGCACGAUCGACCCUUUUAGUCGAGCAAGAGAAAUUUCUGUACAUCUGGCGCUCGCCAGAGUACUUCUUUUAACUCCUUUUCCUCAACUCGUGUGGAGGGUCAAUGAAAUUAAGGGGGGUCGGAAGCUCUAUCCGUGCCCUUAAAAACACAUCCUCGAGUAGACAAACCUUUCAAACCGGUGAAAAUUUUACUUGUACUAGAGACAGCUUAGCUUCACCUUGUAGGAGUACCCACUAAGGAUCACUAAAAUCUCUUCCAAAACCCGAUUUUUUGCAAUGAAUGGUGCCACACACG
Molecule: messenger RNA, 2226 nt
Organism: Linum trigynum
Lineage: Eukaryota; Viridiplantae; Streptophyta; Magnoliopsida; Malpighiales; Linaceae
Source: the annotation of a GenBank genome assembly